Hemicordylus capensis (graceful crag lizard) is the source of this 4713-nucleotide messenger RNA. It is a transcript of the gene FAM107B, whose product is annotated as family with sequence similarity 107 member B. Bases 338 to 733 code for a protein of 131 amino acids. The transcript is spliced from 4 exons. The record is from RefSeq and is a predicted model, not a curated record. Lineage: Eukaryota; Metazoa; Chordata; Lepidosauria; Squamata; Cordylidae.
CCUUUACAAGGCAAGGCUCCAGACCGUGCUGCUCGUGCUCGUGUGCGCGCGCUCUGGGUAGUGGGGAGUCACCAGCCAAGCCGUAGGAGUGAGUGGUGAUGAGGAUGAGUAAGUGACCGACCGACCAGGCAAGCUGUAGAAAGACGCACCUUUUGCAGAGCUGCCUUCCCCACCGUCAUUGACCGGGCUGUGUCAAUAGUGGCUAAAGCGGCACCUUUUGGCUUGUUUGGAAGGAAGUUCUCCUUUUCUUCCUUUGUAGGGCUGGGCAGCUUAAAGCCGAGAUAACUUCAGUGAGGAUUUUAAAUUCAGAGAGCCUUCUCUCAUUCUAAGAGAUAUCAUGGCUGAACCGGACUACAUAGAUGAAGAUAAUCCGGAACUAAUUAGACCUCAGAAACUAAUUAAUCCUGUAAAAUCAUCCCGGAAUCAUCAAGACCUUCACAGAGAGCUCCGCAUGAAUCAGAAAAGGGGUCUAGCUCCUCAGAAUAAGCCAGAGUUGCAAAAAGUGAUGGAAAGACGAAAACGAGACCAGGUUAUCAAACAGAAGGAAGAGGAGGCACAAAAGAAGAAAUCGGAUUUGGAAAUUGAGCUACUUAAACGGCAACAGAAAUUAGAACAGCUUGAACUUGAGAAACAGAAGAUCCAGGAAGAACAAGAGAAUGCACCAGAAUUUGUCAAAGUGAAAGGCAACUUGAGGAGGACGGCCCAAGAAUCAGCAGAAUCCCAAAGCUCCUAGAGGAGUAGCCUUUUAAAGACUUGAAGCCAUACUCCCAGUGACUGCUGGGGUGAGGCUUCGGCAGGUUGUCUCACCCACUUGCCCUGGUGGAGAGGGAAGAUAAUUGGCAUCUGGAUGUAAAAAUGUGCUCAAUAUGAGGUCAAUUUCUAGAGCUUGUGUGGAUCAAUGACUGCACAACAAAACAGAUUAAACUUGCCAAUAAAACUAUGGAGUUUGGAGGAGAAACAAGCAACCUGUUGUCAGUUGAAAGACCUGUCCAAAGUACUUGACCAGGGAAACAAUUUGAAUUGUUACAUUGCUUGUUUGUUAUUUAGUGAGCAUCUCAGGCUAGCGUGUGUGUGUGUGUGUGUCUGUGUGUGGUUUUUAUUAUUAUUUUUCUACUUUGUGGAGUUCUGCUAUGCAGAAAAACAAAGUAUUCUGAAACCACUUCUCAUUACAUUCUCUAUUAGAACUCUGCUUCAGAAAUGAAAGCACGCGCGAACACACACACACACAGACACACACAUUCUUUCUACUAUUAAUAUGCAUUUCUUUAGACUUGAAGUUGAAUUAAUCUGGUCCACUACUAAUGUGUGCCCCCACCCCCACAGACCCACACAUCACCAUUGCUGUGGGGCAAUUUUGACCAUGAAGAGCUUCAUGUUUUCAGUGAGUAGCUGAAAGGUGUCAUCGGUCACUUCUGUGCUCCUAGGAGAGUGCAUAUUUUGUGUACUGGAAUGUGCACAAAUGAGUAACUGAUCUCUCCCUCACCCAGCCUUGUUUAGCAGCCAUUCUGCUUUUUCAUGCAACAUUUCCUUUAACAUGCACUUGCUCUAACUGAAUUGCAGUUGGCCUUUCUUUGAUACUUUGCCUUGCUUGCUUUCAUGGGGAUCUAGAGAACUGUACGACUAAUUCUUGUAACUGGGUGUGUGUGCAUCGCUGUGUUUCUUUACAGCAGCCCCUCAAUGUGAUUUUGAAAGGUGAGGGAACUUGCAAAAGCAAUUUGUGGUGCAGCAUAGGGGAGCUGCUUUUCUAAGAACAUGGUUGUUUAAAACAAAACAAAAAAAAACAAAACCCCACUGCAUAUGCUUAAGACCUUGGACAUGCCUCUGUUAGUGCUUUGAACCACUCCCUUUGCUCUUUAUCUUGCUGCCAGCAGUUAAAAACUUAAAAAUCAAAGAAGUGUACCCUACCUGUUCUACUGUAAAAUCCUUUAAAGUGUUCGUCAAGACUUGAUUACAGAGUGAGGUAUUCAGAAGCUUGAAAUCAUCAGCUUCAGUGCCUAACUCAUCUAGUUGGGUUUUUUGUUUUGAAAAAUGAACCCUCUGGCUCCCUUGUUCAAGAAACUUUAUUCCGUGGCUGGCUUUCUUUGUUAGCUGGUGGAAAUGCCACUGCACUUCAAAUACUGAACCUCGGGAAGGGGAGUUAGCUCUCCUGCUAUACAAGCAGACUGUGGCGUUUUCGUCAGAAUCACUUUAGGCUAUAAUUUGCACCAGCAUUCUACCCAACAAGCCUUCAGCUGAGCUUGGAUAGCUUUUAGUGAGGUCGUUCACAUGGCCAUGGCAGCAGCAGGGAGGGUGGACAGGUGGAAGGCAGGCUUGGACUUAACUCUCCUCCCCCACCCCAUGAUCCACGAUAGGCGCCGCUGCAAGCUGUGCAGCGUCCUGGAGGCUGGGAAAAUGAGUCCCAGCCUCCAGGUAUCCCGCAAUGCACUGCACAAGUAUGGUGCAUUGGGGGAAUUCCCCCUGAGUUAUCCGCUCAGUUGUCUGAUUCUGUGUGCUUGGGCUGUACACUACCUCGGCCCUGUGUUUUGAGGGCGCACUCAUGCCCUCUAACCCCGGUUAAGGGCCGGGAUUAAAAGCGGGCUUGCGGUUGAGGGAGCACCAGGAUUGGCCUCGAUCCUGGCUCUGCACAUGAGCAAUCCAAUCCAGGUUGGGCUGUCCUUGCCUGGGUUGGGCUGCUUGGGUGCACAGCCUCUUUCACUUUCUGGUAGUAUGAUUCUCUGCAAGAAUUCCUACUGAAUCUGAAAAUGUUCCUUAAGACAGCUUUUUAUUCUACAAAAUCUGAGACAAAUUACAUGGUAGUCACGGAAGUUUUCGCACAUUUACAAAAACAAAAAGUUAACCUAAAAAAGGCAACAUGCAAAGUCUUGUCCUGAAUGUGAACUGUAUAGUCUUAUUUUAGUACACAUAUGUGACCAUGUGCAAGAGAUUUGUAGAGAUGUUUCUGGGUAUGCUGAUAAGGGAGUGAUGCCCACCACUACAAGUCUGCAAAGCCAGCCUCUCAGUAAAGGUCAAAUAGGUGUAUGGGGAGUUUAUCAAGACUGGUACAGAUAAUGAGUCAAUAGCUACAGUUCAGUUGUUGCUUGCAGGCCCAUUUUCUCUUGCCUAGGAAUGCUGAGCAAAAAUAAAGUUACAUCCAAGCAAAAUGCUUGGCAGUGUUUUAUAUCAGACUAGCCAUGAGAGCAGGUGAUGGUUUAUGUCAUUGCCACAAGUAGUGAACACUGGAAAAACAACUUUGCUUUUGGUCUUGGCCAUAAAAUUGACAGUGAGCUGUGUUCCCUUUGGCAUGAUGCUCUUCAAGUUGUCAGUACCCCAGCAGCUUUUCCAAGAGUACAAAUUGCAUUAUCAAUCCAAGUUGACAAUAAAUAAGUUUUGCUGGGAUUUAAUUUAUUUCUAAUUGAAAUCAUGACACAACUUAUUUAUCACUGGCCUGGACUUAUGACGUGGUAUGCAUUUUUUAGGAGGCUAAAUGUGAAGGCCACUGAUGAAGCCAUGCUGCUGGAUUGAAAAAGAUCUAACUUGGAAUAUUCAGUUUGGAGGUAGUGGCAGCUUGAAGAUUCUCUUGCAAAGGAAACUCCUGAGUGCUACAACUUUUCAUUUCAUCUCAUCAUCCUGGAGGCUGGAGCUGGAAAAGUUUCUCAUUUCUAAUAUCUAGUUCAUAUACUUGCACUGUAGUUUGAUUUGCCAUUUAUCUUUUCCACAAUCUGUGUAUGCAUGCAAAGAGUCGGGGUGAUGGGAACAUUCCAAAAACUGCCUUAAUGCUUGUAUCAACUGCUGUGUGUUCUCUCUCAAACAUAAUUUUGCCCCACAUUCUCUAGACAACUAGACACACUUCUGGAUUCCAGUUCCAUAGCCAGCCUCUGGCUCAGUGGCUAUGUUAAGGUGAGGAGGGAGCCCUUGCCUUGUAUCACCACUUCAAAACCUAACUAGUACAUUCCGGCACAAAGCCCUCUGAACAUAAUCGGGAGGAUCCCAUAGAUUUCACUGGACUCUGGGUUAGACCUUUAGCUGAAUGCACUGCAGAAUUUCUCUACACCUCAAACUGUCAUGGGUAUAAACUUGCUUGUAAGGGGUUUUCUAUAGCACCUGGGGGGAAACUGCUACAGUACGUAGUAGUCUUGGGGGUGGGAAAGUAAUAUUUUUAGUACAAUGGAAGCAUACUUUUAGCCCAUCAAAGUCAUCUUCAGACUCCCUUUUCUAGGAAUCCAGAAUUCUGUUUUGCAUUGAUAUGACUGUUUUGAAGUGUGGGACUUGCCAGAUUCUUUAGAAUGGUUGAACUCUUUAUUUACGGUGAUGGAAGACCACAGUGCUGGCUAAAGUUCUGUUGAGUUCACAAUCUUACCCUUCCUAAAAUGUUUAAACUGCUGAAUAGUUCAAUUGAGCUACCUUUAUUAAGUAUGGCUAACUUCUUUUAACCAAUUGUCUCUUAAUGGAUUGCUUUUAAAACUCAUUUUGUUUUUAGGUCAUUAUAGUAGAAAGUUAGUGUUUCCCCCCAUUUCCUUAAGCUGUAUUUUAAUCUUAUAUGUCUUCUCUUGUUUCUGAGUGUACAUAUAUAAAUAUUAAAAAAGGGAGCCUUAAUGGGUUUUGUUUUCAUAAUUUAAUAUUUUUUUUGUAUUUGCUCAUGCCUAUUUGUUUUUAACUAAAAAGUGUUUCAAAAAUGAGGGUGGAAUUCUUAGAACCAAAGUUAAUACUUAAUAAAAAUCUACUAUGUGCUUGGAA